CGCGAGGACCUCUUCUUCGUCUUCUCCUCCUCUCUCAGUCAUGUUGGACACGCUCACCUUCCUCCUGGAGAAACUCUUCCUCCUCGCGCACUUCAGGGUCUCGAGCCUGCUGCCGCCCCCCCGCAAGGAGCGCGCGGGCCGGAGUGAGGAGCCCCUACCCACGCGGCUGCUGCAGCGCGGGGACCUUCUGGAGGUCCCGCGCACGCUCUUCACGCACUUCGGCAUCUACCUGGGCGAAGGCCGCGUGGCGCACCUGAUCCCGGACGUUCUGCCGCUGCUGGGCGCGCACCCCAAGCGCUUGCACGAAAUGGUGACCAACACGCGCCUGGUGCUCGGGGUCCUCUCCAAGCACGCGACGGUGCGCGUGGACUCCGUGGAGGACUUCGCUUACGGAGCCGCGAUGCUGCUGAACGCGAUGGACCGCGCGGUGGGCCGGUGCGCGCUGCCCCAGGAGGAGGUGGCAGCGCGCGCGGAGAAGCUUGUGGGCCCCGUGUCCUACAGCCUGCUGUGGAACAACUGCGAGCACUUCGUCACGUACACGCGCUACGGGACCGCGCAGAGCCUGCAGACAGACAAGUUCUGCGAGUGGCUGAAGUCUCUGAUCCGGGAUCAGAGGAACAUUUUGCUGUCUGCGCUCCUCGGACUCCUCUCCAUGGCCUGUUUCGGGAUUUCCUUCUUCACCGCUCCUCCAACGCUCCUCGUGCCCUUCACCCUGUGGAUGGUCAGCUAGAGGAUGUUAAAAACAUAUAUACAUAUAAAUAUCAUUAUGAUGAAUGAAUAUGGAGGAGGGAGUCGUCUGCAAAGAGACCCACUUGUCGUACCGUUCACAAUAAGUGCUGCUCUGACAGGAAGUCUUUCUUUUUAGCUCAAAUCAACCGUAGAAGAAGAAGGAGGUGGUUAGCGUUAGCAACAUUAGCAUUACAACUCUGUUGUUUAAAAUCACUAAAGGCUCCGACGUUAUCCCAAAAAGACCAAAGAUUGUUCAAUAAUUUCAGUUUUUCUGAAGCUCUAUAUCCGGCGGGAAACCACAGCGUGAGAGCGAACAGUCAUUUGUUUUUAUAUUUAAUAUAUUUGUGUACUUUGAUACGUACCGUCAGAAGGAUCCGGUCCCGAUUGUUGGUUUUCCAGUUUCCAGAUUUUGUUUUUAUUUUUCUGAAAUAUUUUCAUAUUUUC
Molecule: messenger RNA, 1173 nt
Organism: Notothenia coriiceps (black rockcod)
Lineage: Eukaryota; Metazoa; Chordata; Actinopteri; Perciformes; Nototheniidae
Product: lecithin retinol acyltransferase-like
Exons: 2
Coding region: 41-730 (229 amino acids)
Biological process (GO): retinol metabolic process; vitamin A metabolic process
Cellular component (GO): rough endoplasmic reticulum
Molecular function (GO): phosphatidylcholine-retinol O-acyltransferase activity
Source: RefSeq, a predicted model, not a curated record